Acanthaster planci (crown-of-thorns starfish) is the source of this 6015-nucleotide messenger RNA. RefSeq lists its product as uncharacterized. Gene Ontology annotation, molecular function: netrin receptor activity. Gene Ontology annotation, biological process: netrin-activated signaling pathway. Gene Ontology annotation, cellular component: membrane. NCBI's taxonomy places the organism in Eukaryota, Metazoa, Echinodermata, Asteroidea, Valvatida, Acanthasteridae. The record is from RefSeq and is a predicted model, not a curated record.
UUUAGCACAAGGUUGAAGCAAGUUGCAACAAGGAAAUACAUGUACUUUAAAGCAGUAUUAUCACAUCUACCCAUUCCUAAAAAAGCAUCGUGGACGUUACAUGUAAAACAAGCUCUCGUCCGCACUGUGAUCUGCUUGGUGUGUCGUGUGAUCAUUGCUUCAAAACUUCAGAGGAGCGACGAGCAGGGCCGCGAGGAGGGACUCUGUUUUCAUUGAAUGACGUGUCGAGGAAAUGAAACUUCGAAAGGGACGGAGAGGGAAAUUUCUCUAAAGAGGCGUCAGGUGAAUCCAGUCCAUGCAGGAAAUCGAAGGACCACUGUGGAAAUAUUUGAACUCCAGCACUGGUGGAAGGAUACAAUUAAAUGUAACCUGCAGGAUACGGUGAGCUGAAAAGAACGCUUUUUUCCCGAUACACUGGCGGAAAUGAGCCUCACCUUGUCGUAUCUUCGCUGCAGAGAUUAUACAAGCGGUUGAAAAUAAGCUAGAUUGCGGUGGGCAUAUCCCGAUGAUUCUACAAAGAGACCUUUGGUCAGUAAGUUUUAGAAACUUAUCGUAUUUUCCUUCAUUUUUAUCAAGGAACAACGGACUCAGCACUAUAGCUCCAACUUGGAAAUCAUGUCAGAAUGUUCGUCAUCACAUCUUGGCGAGAAAGAAUGAGAAAUUAAUACUGAACGGUAAAUAUACCAUCCAAAAAUACAUUCAAAUUCACAAGGCACUUUAAAAAAUAAAUUUGGUGUUACCCCCCCAAAAAACCUACCGGCGAUAGAUGAAACCUUCGGGAAUAUCUCAGAAAGAUGUCAUCUGCUGGAAGACAGCCGACAGACGAGUCUAGCAGCGCGGCGAGCGACCCAUUUCAUCUGAUAUACGAUACGGUGCGAUGCUCACCAGUUCCCCUAGGAGGGACACCCCAAGAGAGGGAUAGUGGCGGUCAGUACGUCACCCCAGUCUGCAAUUUGCUCCCACCGGAGUUAGAUAAGCAUUAUCAGAACAUCAGGCACUUCAAGGAGAUUAAGCCUACCUUUAAAAGCAGAAGGGUUGGGAAAGAAGAGGGGGGCGUAUCUCGAACGGAACAAACUCGGUCACUCCUGACGCCUUUGCUUCCUUCCAAGGUGAAGCAGGGAUCGAGGACAACGUACCAGAACACGCCCCGGGAGUCAGCUAAAACGUCUGGCUACGCAGAGCUCCGAACUACCGACCCCUCGCCCGUUAUUUAUUCCGCUUCGUCGACGGCUCUACCGGUGCCUCAGAAGAAGUCUGACCCGGACACCUCUCAACGCCCGGCGGGUAGCAUGGGAAACACUCCCACGGCACAGCAACGGAUCAAGAAGUCCAGGCCCCAAAUUCGUACCAAUCCACUGGUCACUCAUCAAAUACCAGGACUUACGGAUUCAACGGCCACGGAUCGGUCAGAUGCAACGGUGAGGCCCUCAGACGGGGAUCUGGGAGUCACAAAACACAGUCAGUUCCCCCAGCCUGGCAAAGCUCGGUAUCAGUUGACAGGUUAUCUGGAGAAGGUGCACACGGCCGAUCCGGUACUGGAUAGGAUUUUACGGCGGUGUCAGACGGCGAUGGAGCACCACGCAGGCCCGGCCUCGGAGGGCCGCCUCAUCUUUACUGCAGACCCCUUUGCCUGCGGGAUGUUCGACCACAGCGGCGGAUACCUCCCUCUCCCAAACUACAAAACGACACUCUACAUCACACCUCACGCCAUCGUGGGAGACAAUCCCGAGCCGAUCUUCAUCUACGUUCACCCAGACCCACCUACCGAGCUCCUGGAUCUGGAGAAGGGAGAGGAACCCAUAAGCUCCACCCUGGUUUGCGGUAAGACGGGCCUCAAAUUUUCCAGCGAUGUAGUCCUCUCUUUUCCAGUGCAGCCCCUGGAUCCAAGCUCAGGCAGCAGAUACCAUGUCAUCGUCUCUGAGCAGGCCCCAUCCCCCUCGGAAAGACCCAAACACCAGGUCCUGGACAAAAUCCUUGAUUGCUUCUUCUCGGUGGAGGACAAUCGCUGCACACUCAUGGUCAAUCAGCUGGGCAGCUUCACGGUCAUCUCCCAGCCGCCGAGGAAGACCGAUGCUCUCAAGGGUCAGCUCAGGAACCAGGCUUCGGAGGAAUUCGUCAGCUUUCGGGUGGGCGUGUUCGGCAGACAGCUGCCGGGGACAGGCAGCGCGCAAAUCAGGGUAAUAAUUUGGAAGGACAGUGAUGAAGAGACUCAGCGCAUUGUCGAUGAGGAGAACAGAGAUAGAUUUCGUAAGCUGGACCGUGUUCGCGCCUUUACGAUCAGUCAAUACCGCAAAGCAGUAUGGGUAACGGCCUCUCACGUGAUACCCGGGUGGACUCUUCUGGCAAAGGAUAAGGAAAGGUUUUCGGUCGACCGCUUACUCUCCCAGCACCGGAAGAACGGAUGUCUCCCGUCCUGCACCUUCGCGCUGUAUCGGGAGGGGGGCUCUGGGUCGGCGCAGACCCCCCGCGUUGUCAGCUGCACGAUUGAGAUUUCCCAAGAUGGCGGGUACGGGGAUGAACCUGAGGAGGACGAAUCUGAAACAGUGCAGUUUGUAGCUGUCGUGGACGAGGAAUCGGAGGCGCCUGUGAUCCUGCCGAAAGUACCGCCCACGCCUGAUGGUUGUCACGUGCCUCCAGUGGUGCCGCCGAGGGCGCCCAUCACCCAGAAGGCGGUCGUAGUCACUGCUUUCAACCUGCUGCCAAAGCCGCCAGCAGGUCUCAGGCACAAGAUCCUUGGGCAGCUUUCCCUCCAUCUUGAGGUGAGCACCAUCUCUGGACGUGGCUGGAAACUCUUGGCGCAGAAGAUGGGCUUGUCUGCCCCUCAAAUUUGCUGCCUUAGGGAGAGGUACCUGUGCCCCGGUGAGGCUCUUCUGAACUGGUACCUUGGCCACCAGGUCGCUCUGGUGCCCACACGCGAAGCUCUUCGAAGACUGCUAGAGUUGUUCCGAGACAUGGACUGGCAAGAGCUUGAGACCAUCCUCACCAGGGAGAUCCAGAACACAGACAACAGCGAUCUGAGCCAGGAGUGGAGCAACACACGCCCAAGGGUGUACGAAUUCAUCGACGACGAGAUAUCGCGAGCUGGGAAACGUGCCGGAGACAAGGAAAUUGCGCUGAGUAGUCCUGGACUGCAGAGGAAGAAUUCGUACGAAAAGCUUUCCUGUAGAAAUCGGAUGCCUAUCCCAACUCCACGAAACAGCCCUAAGACUACCGUCAAAAGCCUCGCUGAGAGCCCUAAAGCAAUGCCAGACAAACCAGACAUCGACAGGUUGUGUAAGUCUAAGAGCCCCUUCGAUCAGAAGUUGCAUUUCACAAGCCCGUGCUCUGAAAAGAUAAUCAGUCCCGCCUCAAGUCCAACCGGCUUCUUCUACCAACCGCAUCUGACACAGCUUCCUAAGCCGGGGCUCUGGAACCAAGCACAUGCACAUGGUCUUUCGCAACACACAAAAACCCACUCUGGUGUUGCUCUACCAACUGACGAUGAGGAGAGCCGCACCCCUUGUCCAGCUGAAGAACUAAUAGAACGCUUUGAAGAAGAGUCUCCUAUUAAGCCACCACCAACUACAGCCCCAGACGAAGCAGUCUCCGAGGAAAAUCCAUACUUACAACCCGAUGUGAGGAAAGAAAUUAAGCCUCUCUGGAGAAGGGAUCAGUCUCACAGCAUUAGACUUCCUCCAAAGAAUAUCCAUCCGGAACUGACGCCGCCAACUCCACCACGGCGCACCACAUCUGUCAGAGUCAGAUCCGCAAGACCUCCAAAGUCAUUGGGAUUCCAAGAGGGAGAACCUUCACCCCCGCCACUUUUGCCAACGAUUCAGGACAUCCCAGCAGCUUGUAGUCCUAUGAAGCACGAACGCGAACCUGACGAAUAUCAAGGUCCAGGCCAAAUGCCUGCUGCUGAGUACUCACAGCCUCCAUCUUUUCUCCAGAUGAAAAAGAAAGUUCUCCAAGACCUACUGAAAAAAAAAUUCCUCAGGGCGAUGGGAAUAGAGGACGAGAACGAGGAGGGCGCUGCUUGUCGCGACAGUAUCUCUUUAGAUGUGUCAAUCCCCGAGGGGAUCUAUGAUGAUGUUGCAAACCUUCUUCAGGAGGACAAAGACCUUGAAAUGAUGGAAGAGGCGCCCGGAGGAAGGCAGCAGCUACUGGAUUUCUUGCAGGGAUCGGUCAAGAAUCUUUUGUCGAAAGUCCCACGCAAUGCUACCAAGAAGAAACCACUCCCCUUUCCGUCAGAACUAAGGUCAAGAGCUGCAACCGACGAUAUGGUAUGCUAUGAAGACAUCGAUGACGCAGAUGUUCCAAUGAGGACAACAUCAAAUCGUUCUUACCGUGUUGCUGAAAGCACUGAGCCUGUCAAGAGGACAGUCUUUGAUGUGAAACUGAGCCCUGCGACCGAUGACAUGCUGUGCUACGAAGACAUUGAUGAGCCCAUGGUCCCCAAAAGAGCUGGGGUUCAGGGCAGUCUUGGGGCCCCAACCAAGAAGGCGCUUCCUCUUCCGACUAUCAAAACCACUUCGCACCCCGUGAUAGACGAUAGGAGUUGCUACGAAGACCUCCCCCAGCCUGCGGUUCCCGCAAGAACAGAGCCAGACAAGGUCACGGUAACGACCCACAGUGGAGAGGUAAAACUGGUCCGUAAAUUUGUUCCCCACACGAGAGCAGUUCCUCCCCCACCUCUACCAGAAAAGGCAUAUGAAGUGAUGCCAAUAGGACGGCCAGGGGGCGAACAGAGACCUUAAAUUGGUCCUUUCAUACCGCGUCAUGGAUAUUCGGGGAUACAGGACCAGACCCUAAAUUAGGAAUCCACAACAUCCCGAGCAUAGCCCCUAAAAACAAAUUCAUUGACAAGAAUAUCAGAACACAAUAACAUGCAUACCAUUCUUUUAGUGAAAACUAUAAGUGAAAAUCAGCUGUAAACUGAUCGUUUUGAUUUUGCAUAGACCACGACUUAAAUAAGCAUCAAAUUUGCAUCGAAUUAUGACAACUUCACACAGUUUGCCGCAGGCUUUAAUACAAUUUCUGCCGGUUGGACAGUAACGACAGUACAUGUACAGAUUUAUUCCCUCCCCACAAUAAACACACUAACGACACACGCAAACAGCAUGAAAAGAUAAAAGAACAGUUUGUCACAGUCGAUCACGGGUGUGACAUUCGACAGGAUUCGACAGAACUACACGAUAACAGGAUCGUGACAGAAUUUGAGAAUGUUCCUCAAACUUUUCAUUCUCUCAAGACACUUUGCGUCUCAAUACUUGGUGCAAUUGGUGAACAAGAAAAAGCAAACUAAUUUUACUACGAUACAAUAGGUUUUUUUUUUCUGGCAGAGUUUAUUACAAAUUAUACAUCAACUGCUUAUUGGCUGCACUGUACUGGGAAUAUCAUGAAAGCUAAAAAGAAUCUUAAAAUGUACUUUUAUGAUCAAAUAACUUCUAAAAAGGUGAGCAGAUAUUCUAUUUCUUUUCUACUCUUGUAUAUAUAAAUGUAUGAAACAGUUUACGGAAGUGCUCUGGUUUUAGAUUGUUUUAGAUAUCAUACAUCAAUUACAUGCAUCUUAAAAAGAAUACAAAUUUGACUACAGGUGUAUCGGUUUAUGUCAACUUUUUAAGAAUCAAGUGCGCACAUUAUUCUGCUGAAAUAUUCUUUGGCCAAAAAAACAUAUUGGCAAAUGUGUGUCAAAAUUUAAGAAUUUGUCAUGAUUUUACCAUACCACACUUGUUAAAAUUGCAAUGCUGUAAAUUUAUUGAAGAUAUUUUCAUUUAAACAAGAGUCUUAGUAAAUGGAGUUUUACUUUCAAAAUAUAUGAUCAUGAUAUAAAAUUCUGAUUAAAAAUCCAAAUAUAAGGACAAAGCCAUAGUCAAUUCAAAAUAUGUAAACAAAUUUACCCCAUACCUGCAAGAAAAGAUUACUUAUCAAGGCUUUUUCUGUUUUGUUGAAGUACUUCGAAUAUCAUUGCUACAGUCCUGGACAACUGCAGAGUUUCACGGUGUGGGUGGAGUUACACUUAAAAAGCCCCCCCCC